Aspergillus steynii IBT 23096 is the source of this 4854-nucleotide messenger RNA. Its product is annotated as putative chromatin remodeling complex subunit (Chd3). Lineage: Eukaryota; Fungi; Ascomycota; Eurotiomycetes; Eurotiales; Aspergillaceae. Bases 128 to 4720 code for a protein of 1530 amino acids. Gene Ontology annotation, cellular component: nucleus; chromatin. The transcript has 3 exons. Gene Ontology annotation, molecular function: DNA binding; chromatin binding; histone binding. Gene Ontology annotation, biological process: negative regulation of transcription by RNA polymerase II; chromatin remodeling. The record is from RefSeq and is a predicted model, not a curated record.
CGAAUUGCUCCCCCCAAUUCUGUCCCACAAUCGUUCGGUGUUGAUGGCGGGCUCCUCUCCUUUCACGUGGACGCGCUGAUCGCUUCUCUCAUUUCUUUCUUAAUUUCUUUCAUUGAAACCGGCCAAAAUGGACUACGAAUCGACCACCCAGAUGAACGACGAAAUUGUCGCUCAGCUCCUAGCUCAAUUUAAUAGCACCACUUCCGGCGCUGAGCCCCAGUCUCCUCCCCAGAACGAGGAUGCCCUGCCGGAAUAUGCAUUGGCUCAACAGGCUUUGGCUUCACACGCUCUUUUCGGGAAUUCCUCGACAGAAGAUCCGGCAGAAUGUGACUUGACCCAAGACACCGUACCCGAGCAUGCUGUGAUCGAAACACCCCCAACGAUGGAAGGCCUUGAGUUUGACAACGCUGGUGGAUCAACUGCAGCUCAGUCUGCCAGAGCUGAAACAGCUGAUCACAUACCUCAAGCCACCCAAUUGCCCCAGAUCGAGAUUCCUUUCCUUGCCGACACCCACGAAUACGAGUUUCUGCCUGGUCACUUUGAAGUCCGCUGUGUGAUCAGUGAAACGGACUCUACAAAUGAGAUUUAUAAAGUCAAGUUGCGGAGCGGAGAGACCGAGACGUUUUCAUCAUCGCAACUCGAAUCACUCACCAACGGACAAGAAGCUCUGAUUGAUUUUCAACUUACCGGACGGCGCAGCUUGACUCCUUCAUCUACAGAAGAGGAGGAGGAGGAAGAAGACGACGACGAAUCCUCUGAUUCGCAACCUCUAGGGCGAGGUCGCCGCUCUACUCGGCUAAGGAAUACCAGAUUUACAGAUUACUUUGACGGUGGUGGCAGCGACAGGAUGAGUCGUUCGGUUGACUCUACCGAUGAUGUCUUCGCAUCAUCCCGGAGACCAUCCAGGAAAACUGGCAGGCAGCGUCGAUUGGGAAGAGGCCGCCGUGCCAUAUACUUGGAAGAUUCAGAUGCCGACAGUUAUGAUUCGGGCGCAAAGGGAACUCGAUUUUCAACUCGUCAGCGAAAGAGCGCACGGGAGAACCUGCGCGAUAGAUACGAAGACGAGUUCUCCGAACACGAAGGAGGCUCCAAAAAACAGAAAUUCUUCGGUGCCAGGGAAAUCUUUCAUACGGUCCCAUCAGAUGAUCCCUUCCGACUCAAACAUCGGGACUCAUGCGACACUUGUCGCGAGACUGGAGAUGACAAUGCCAAAGGCCCUCUUGUAUUCUGCCAGGGAUGCACCAGUGCCUAUCACCAACUUUGUCUCGGCCCAAGAUCAACGCGGGAACAUCUAGUCACCAAAAUAUCGGAAACACUUUUCCUCUUGCAAUGCCGCCGUUGCCUGGGCGUCGCUUACUCAAAGGAUUCUAUCAAUCCUCAUUUAGGCCAAUGUACCUCGUGCGAGGGUAAAGGAAACAUGGCCGAGCCACUGAGGGAGCGAUUAACGCCAAAGCAAGAGCAGCAGCUUCGCCAGGAGAAUGAUGGGAAAGACCCAAUUACUACUGUGAAUGAGACUCGCGUGAACAAUGUCGAUAAUCUGCUCUUUCGCUGCACUUCUUGUCAGCGAGCUUUUCACUUCGAACACUUGCUUUCAUCGUCCGAUGAAAUGUGCCAGGACUGUGUCUCGAUCCCCGGAGAGAUCGGCGCAAUGGUCGCUUGGAGGCCAACGGAUCCGAAGAAUCUCUUACCUGGCUACACGGCAAAUGUCCUGGAGGAAUCAGACAAGGAUUACCUGAUCAAAUGGAAGGACCAGCCCUAUAGUCAGUCGACCUGGAUGGAUGGCACCUGGGUCUGGGGGGUCGUGAGCCACACUAUGCGCCGCGCAUUCCUCAGAUCCGACAAAAGCCUGACGCCGUACAUGACGACCGAGGAGGCUAUUCCCGAGGACUUCAUGCGGAUUGACAUCGUUUUCGACGUGCGAUUCUCCACUAACGGCCCACGCAAUCGGUCCGAAAAUGCGGAUAAGGCCCGGAUAAAUCAGGUAUCCAAGGUCUACGUGAAGUACAAAGGCCUACCGUAUGAGGAUGUAGUCUGGGAUUCGCCUCCAGAUCCUAGCCAAACCGAGCGAUGGAAUGAUUUCACAGCGGCUUACAAUGACUGGGUUCGCCGCGACUACAUCCACACCCCCGACACGCAAUCCCUCAAGAAACAUCUUGCUCAUGUUCGAAAGCAAGACUUCAAAACAAGCGUCGUGAGAGAUACUCAGCCGGAGAUCAUGACUGGAGGCGAGAUAAUGGAUUAUCAAAAAGACGGGAUGAACUGGCUGUAUUACAUGUGGUUUAAACAGCAGAAUGCCAUUCUUGCCGAUGAAAUGGGUCUCGGAAAAACCAUCCAGGUCAUUGGAUUAUUCGCAACUCUUAUACAAGACCACAAAUGCUGGCCAUUUUUGGUCGUCGUGCCCAACUCCACUUGUCCAAACUGGCGGAAGGAGCUCAAAACAUGGGUGCCUUCUAUCCGGGCAGUGACUUACUACGGAUCCGCAUUCUCGCGCAAACUCUCUCAGACGUAUGAAAUGUUUGGCAGCACUGGGAAAAGCGACCUCAGGUGUCACGUCGUUAUAACGUCUUACGAGACCAUGACCGAUGAUGCAUCUCGCCGAGUCCUCUCUAAAGUCCCCUGGGGUGGAUUGAUUGUGGACGAGGGCCAGCGAUUGAAGAACGACAAAAGUCAACUUUACGACGCCUUAUCGCGGAUUUCAUGCCCGUUCAAAAUCCUUCUUACCGGCACUCCUCUGCAAAACAACAUUCGAGAACUGUUCAACCUUCUCCAGUUCCUCGAUCCAACUCAGGAUGCCGAAAGGCUGGAAGAGGAAUUUGGAACUCUCUCGAAGGAGAACAUCCCCAAGCUCCAUGAGAUGAUCCGGCCAUUCUUCCUCCGAAGAACCAAAGCGCAGGUGCUCACCUUUCUCCCGCCAGUCGCACAGAUCAUUGUGCCAGUCUCAAUGACGGUGGUUCAGAAAAAGUUGUACAAAUCCAUUCUCGCAAAGGACCCAAAAUUAAUCAAAACCAUCUUUCAACGAGAGGAUGAGGGCGACCAGGCGCUGAAGCAAGCAGAGCGUCAUAAUCUGAACAACAUUCUCAUGCAGCUGCGAAAAUGCCUGUGUCACCCUUUCAUCUACAGCAAGGCCAUUGAGGAGCGCAGUGCCAAUGCGCAGGUGUCUCACAGGCACUUGGUGGAUGCAGCCGGAAAGCUUCAGCUGUUGGAACUGAUGCUGCCCAAACUCCAGAAACGUGGCCACCGAGUUUUGAUUUUCAGCCAGUUUUUGGACAAUCUCGAUCUUGUUGAAGAUUUCCUUGACGGACUGGGGCUUUUGCAUCGUCGUCUCGACGGCCGGAUGUCAUCUCUUGAGAAGCAAAAGGUUAUCGAUGAGUACAAUGCCGAGGGCUCGCAAUAUUUUGCUUUCCUCUUGUCUACGAGGUCGGGAGGCGUGGGAAUCAACCUGGCCACGGCCGACACCGUCAUCAUCAUGGACCCCGACUUCAACCCUCACCAGGACAUGCAGGCACUGUCUCGCGCGCACCGUAUUGGUCAGAAAAACAAGGUGCUUGUCUUUCAGUUGAUGACUCGGGGAAGCGCCGAAGAGAAGAUCAUGCAGAUUGGCAAGAAUAAAAUGGUUCUGGACCACGUUCUCAUCGAUCGCAUGGAUGCCGAGAAUGACGAUGGUCGCGAUUUAGAGUCCAUUCUUCGGCACGGAGCCCAGGCGCUGUUCGAAGACGACGACUCGCGUGAUAUCCAGUAUGAUUCUGAAUCAGUCGAUAAACUUCUUGAUCGCAGUCAGGUGGAGCAAGCGCGCCCUCAAUCGCCCGGCGAGGAAGGCAAGGGCGCCGAGUCGCAAUUCAGUUUUGCUCGCGUUUGGGCCAAUGACACCAACGAUCUCAGCGAUCAAUUACAGAAUACCGAGGAACCCGUGCCCAACGCCACCAUCUGGGAGAAAAUCCUUCAGGAGCGUGAGCAGGCAGCCGUCGAAGAAGCUCGACGUAAAACGGAAACCCUUGGUCGCGGCAAGAGAAAACGGACCACUGUUGAUUAUAGCCACGAGGUGGCAGAGGCGGCAGAGCCUUCUCCCGUGAAGCCGCGGCGCCUGCGCGAUGCUGAAAGCGACAGAGAAUUCGUUGCCGGAGACGCUGUAGAAUCGGACGUGGAUUCCUCCCCCGAGGUCGACUCGGAUACCAUGGAGCGGGAGGCUAGGAAACCCAAAGUGCAACCUUUCAAACGCGUGUCUGUCACAACCGUUCCAGACCCCGCAGUGCCACCGGCCCUGGAUGGCCAUAUGGACAACCGCCUAUCGUGCCUCGCCUGCAACCAAAUCCAUCCGGUUGGCUACUGCCGUUUGAAAUUGGCCGGGGUCGAGCACUGCGGGCUUUGUGGGUUGGCUCAUUUUGGACAUGCGCGCACCUGUCCUCACAUCAGGUCUGAAACCCAAGUGGUCCGGAUGUUGGAAGCUUUAAAGCAGAGCAACGAGGACCGCGACCUUAUCCGCCAGGCCAAGAAAUAUCUAACCGGGGUGCGUGGGAAUCUGGUGGCUGAGCAGAAGAGAAAGCGCGCCAGUCUUCUAGCCCUCGCCAAUCCCGGGACGCCUGGGACUCCAGGCACUCCGGGCACUGCGAGCCCCAUUCCUGCUGCCAACGAUCCGCGCUUAGUAGCAGCUCAAGGCUUGCAAUCGAUGGGACCGUCGGCCCAGCUGCCUCUCGGGGGAAAUCCGAUCGAUCGCCGUUUCUAGCUGGGGAAUUCUAGGAGUCAUGGACCUUUUCUGGGGGGCAGGAUUGGGACGGUGCGGUGGUAAUCUUGCUUUUAGUUUCUUUCUUUUUUUUUAAUUCUGGUGUUUUGGGGGCAUGGACGGGGUCAAAAGCAUAA